GUUUCUAACGACACUGUCAGAUUGUAAAGAUAUCCAAAAUCAUCUCCUUUGUGAGCUUUUUCAUUUUAUAUUGAGAAUGGGUAUAGUUCUGUGAUAAUAAAUAAUGUCAGUAUUGAGUUUGCUGCCAGAAGAUAAACGUAAAGAUCUAAGCGCCAGAAAGGAGUCGGUAGCGAGCGUGUACAGCAGUAACUCGCGGCUGAAUCUGCUGAGCAAGCGCAAGCGCAUGGUGCCGGCGGGCGCGGGGGGCACUAUGGGGGGCGCGCCGGGCGACCGCUUCGUCACACAGCGCGUGCUCUCCGCCAAGACGCAUCGCGUCAAACAGCUGCAGAACCAACUUGCAGAUGCUCAUUAUCACUUGCAGGAGCUCAGUAAUGAGAAUCGAGUUUUGCGAGCUAUGCAGAAAAAGCAAGAAAUAGCUCUGCAAAGGUACGAGAACUCUAACGCUGAGUUGCCUCAAGUGUUGAACUCGCACACGGAGGAGAUGCGCGUGCAGCAGGCGCGCUACAAGCAGCUGCGCGCGCAGCACAAGGAGACCGCCGCCCGGCUCAAGGAGCGCGACGCACAGCUGCAGCAGCUGCGCGACGAACACCAACAUCUGCUGGACCUCACUAAAGACAAGAAUCUGUUGGAGCGCGAGAAGCUACAGGCGCAGGUGAACGAGCUGUCGCUGAAGGUUCAGCAGCAAGGCGAGACUAUCAGCCUGCUGCAGCGGCGGCUGGCGCUCGAGGCCAAGAACUUCCGGCACCAGCUGCAGUCCGAGCUCAACAAGCACAAAGACACGCGCCACGACCUCGACAUGGCCAUCAGUAACGCAGACAAGUUGUCUACCAUUAUUGAGAUGAAAGAGAAGAUGCUCAGUACUGCUGCCAGCCGCGGUGUGAAGUCUCCAGUCAAAAGCAGCUCCUCUAUGACCUUGACGCGUCCUCAGAGCAAGACCAAUAAGGCUGGCCAGGAAUCGAGCUCUUAUAGACCAAACGACGAACGUCAUAAUGUUGAUCAAAGUGCCCUCGGGAAAUUAUGCGAGAAUUCACGAUCCGUUAGCAGCACAUUAUCCCAUGACGAUGAAACAAGUUCAUCAACUGAGCCUAGGAGCAGAUAUAUUCAAAGCCGCAGUAACUCUACUGGUCCCCGGUCAACACCGAACCCUACUAGGAAGAAUUCAAAAAGUCCCGAAGACAUUAUUGAAAUUUCUAAAACGAUACAAGAUGGUAUGGCCGACUUAGCUAUCUCAGACGACGAUACACUUAGGAAUUGCUCACCGGAAGAAAUGCAACAGAGAAUGGAAAUACUUAAAGCGGAUCUAUUGAAAAAAAUUAAAACUAACGAAGAGCCAAUUUCGAGAAGAAACAGUGCUUUGAGAAGAAAGUCCACCGAAGAAUCAAUUGAAGAGCAAAUUGAAUUGGAAGAAGAACGACCUAAGUCUAGAGGUCGCAAAAAUUCUAAUGUUUCUUUUUAUGACAACGUUACUAUCGAAGAGUCUACUAGUAUAGUUGUGCACGAUUUUGCAUCAGGAGAUGCGAGUAAAAAAACCAAACGCGAAACUAGUGGGAAGGAUAAAAAACCUUUGGCAAAACCAAUAGAAACAUACUGCAAAGAUAUCAUGCAAGACUUGGAGAAGAGUAGUAAAGUUAUAGAUAGUCAUAUCAAACAAUUUAACAGUACUAAAAUGGAGAGUGAUAAAUUAGUUGAACAGUUGUUUGCUGUUGAUAAAAUCAAUGAUUUAGUUAAUUCUGACAGAGAAUUACCCGAAGAAACGCUCUCUGAACUGAACAAUAACUUUAAAUUACUGACAGACCAAGUUUUGUCUGAAGGUGCGCCUGUCGCACGAAAACGAUCCCUCGGCGGUCGCAGAAACGCGCGCUUGGAAUCUAAAACCAAUCUUCUUGGAGACUCUAAUAUGUCUAAUCAAGAACUAUUAGAUGACUUGCUAGGAAAGAAAUGACAAAUAGUUCGUGCUUAAUGCAUGGUUCUAGUUAGUGAGUCGGCAAGUCCUGGCUGGUUUUUAUGUAAUUUUUAAAAUUGACGUGAUAUAUUUAUUUGACGUAAUCAUGGAUUUGAAUUUAUGUAUUCGAUUAGGUUGGCUGUAUGCCGCGUGGUUGUACAGGAUUUUUUUGAUUUGUAUAUGAUAUCAAAAUAGAGUCUAAACUAAAAUUCACAACCUACGAGCCUCUUUAAAUAUUAUGAAGGUUUGUUGAAUUAAAAACCCAUGUUUAACGAAAAAGUAAAACAGAUUUUUCACUUUUAUGGUACAAUCGCUUUAGAACUUUACUGUUAGAAAUUUGUUAAUCAGCAAAGUUAAUAUUGAGGAAUCAUUUAGGAUAAUUACUACAUUCGCACAAGAAUAUCUAAAGCCGAUUUUUAGUAUCGAAUUUUCAUAGUAUGUGAUAAUUUUUUGGCCACAAAUUUUUACUAUAGUCUUGAGCUGUCA
Molecule: messenger RNA, 2428 nt
Organism: Papilio polytes (common Mormon)
Lineage: Eukaryota; Metazoa; Arthropoda; Insecta; Lepidoptera; Papilionidae
Product: lebercilin
Exons: 7
Coding region: 104-1942 (612 amino acids)
Biological process (GO): intraciliary transport
Cellular component (GO): axoneme
Source: RefSeq, a predicted model, not a curated record